UGCUGCUUGGCCUGCUGUGUUCAUCCAGCUCUACACCUUGUUAUCUCAGAUUCUCCAGCAUCUGCAGUUCCUACUAUCUCUAAAUUUGUUCUAAUGUCUUCUCCAAAUUACUACUGCAGCUUGGGUUCUAUGUACAACCCUAUUGUUGUUUUCUGCUUAUUGGUGUUUCUAAGCUCGACCUAUACAGAUCCUACUUCACCAGAGCCUAUAUCCUUGCUCACAAUCACAUUAAUUUAUCUUUUUAAUCAGCAGUUCUACCCACCUCCUUUUCCUUCUUGCCUGUGCCACCUGACCUCCUUACACAACUCACUGAUUCCAGGUAUCAAUCCAAUAAACCUCUUCUGAAUCAUCUCCAAAACACUUACACACUUCCUGAAAGAUGAUGAAAAUUGCACACAGUUUGAGAGAUAUAGUCUCACUAACUCCCUGCAUAAAUGAAGGUGAACAUCCUUACAUUUAUAUUCAAUUCCUGUCAUAAAAAGAUAGCAGCCCAUCAAGCUUUCCUGACUACAUGCUGUCUCUGCAUAGUAACUCUGUGACUCAUGCCUGAAAUCCUUCAGCACUUCAGAAUUCUGCUGCCAAUGUCCACUUAUGUAUAUUCUGCUCUUAUUUAUUCUUCCCACCUAAGUGAAUGACUUCACAUUUUCCCACAAGAUAUAUUUUGCCUAUACACUAAACCUAUCUCAGUGGUUAACACUGCUGCCUCACAGCACCAUGACCAAGAUUCAAUUCCUCCUAAGGAAACUGUGUGUCCACGUUCCCCCUGUGUCUGCAUGGGUUUCCUCUGGGUGCUUAAAUAUGCAGGUUAAAAGGAUUGGCCAUGCUAAAUUGCCCAUAGUGUCCAGGAAUGUGUAGGCUAGGUGGAUUAGCUGGUACAGGGAUAGGGUGGUGUGGGUUAUGAUUCCAUCUAUACCUGUCCACAACCUUGUGUUCUCAUUAUAACAUUUUUUUUUCCAUCCUUAGCUACCAUGCCUUCAUUCCCUAUUUAAGAAAUUUAUGUAAAUUCUAAAAGUUUGGGUAAUGUUUUAGACCCAACUAUUACAAGAUGGGCAAGAGACAAAGGGGUAAGAAAGCAUUUUUUUCCAGAAUGGGUGGUACUACUCAGUCUUCUGUGCUUAUGGUUAGAAACAAAGAGAAUCAGUGACUUACAUAGACCAAAUUACUUUUUCUGUACUAUAAUGAUACGAAGACUAUGAUACUCUGUUCAGAAUAAAAUUCAGGAAUCAAUGCGGUGAAUCUAUGCUGCAACAUCAAGAAAGUCCACAGCUCCUCCUUCUUCAGGUGUAGUGCCCCGAUCUAGAUACAUCCUCCAGCUGCGAACGAUUUUGAUUCUCUCGGAGUUUUUUCAGUGAUACUGAUCUCGGAAAUCUUUUCCAACAGACAAACGUUUUACUUUGCACGAUUAAAGGCCGGUGAUAGUGAGAUGCUGGUGAAUGGAGUGACUCUGGAUCUUGAUGUGAUAUCUGGUCGGGACUGACGAUUUGGAAAUGCUUCCCAUUCAACGUGCUGGAAAAAAAGAGUCGAACAGAAACGCAUCGUCCCCUUAGUCCAGGGACAGGCAGUUCGGCGCUUGUUCCAGACACGACUCCUCAUUCACUGAUUGGUUGGAUCACUAGCCACGCCCCUCAUUCUUACCGAUAAGUUGGAGGUCCAGCCCACCCGAAUUCACUCUGGUUGGUUGGAGGAUCAGCAGGUCUAUCGCAAUGCUCCGGCCCCACCCCUUGCUUACCGAGCAGGCGGGAAUGGUGUUGGAGCAUGCGCAUCAUUUGCUAGGAUCGUGAGCUGGAACGGAACGGAGUGCUCUCAAUGCUGCGCGUGAUAGACGGAAAGAAAUGUUCGGCUGUCUUAUGUGAAGGCGCAUCUGCAGGGGGGUUGAGACUGUCGCACAUCUCCUGCUGGAAUAUGCCUUUCCAAAAGAUGUCUGGAGACAGAUGCACUGGGAUUUGUUGAGGUUUGUCCUGAGCAGCUCCGUGAUGCAGGACUCCAUGCUGUAUGGUCUCUUUCCUGGGACGCACACCAAGAAAAACACAACUGCGCCUGAAGGACCAUCAACUUGGUGAAGGACACUCUGUGGUCUGCCUGAAACUUACUGGUCUUCCAGGUGAAAGAAUUGACCCUGACCAAGUGUUGCAGACUGGCUGCAGACAAUCUAAGUCUAGGACUGCGUGCUGAAGGACACUAAAGCUUGGGACAGCUGCCGCCAAAGCGGAUUGAGGAAAGACCACUGUCUAAGGUCUUUCUGCCAAAGUACAACAGAGAGAAUCACUGAAUUCCAAACAAACAUCCCAUCAAGAUCUGAGAGUGAGUCAAUUCACCAGGAGUUGAAAACCAUUGGAUUUUCAAUGUUUGUUUUGCCUGUGGGAAAAGAUUUCCAACAUCUGGAAAUGCACCAAGACACUUCCAACCAAGUGAGUGUUCUGUUGAACUGACUGUGGAUAGGUCUUGAACCAAUUACAGAACCUGAAUACCAUCACACUACCCACAGAGGGGAGAAACUGUAUCCCUGUCCUCUGUAUGGACAAGGAGUUAGCUGAUCACCCAAUAUGGAGAGACAUGACACUUGCACCGCAGAAAAACCAUGGAAAUGUGCGGACUGUGGGAAGGGAUUCAAGUACCCAUGCUGGCUGGAAACUCAUCGACGCAGUCACACUGGGGAGAGGCCGUACACCUGCUCUGUUUGUGGGAAGGGAUUCAUUCAGUCAUCUGACCUUGAGAAACAUGAACGCAGUCACACUGGAGAAAGGCCGUAUGCCUGCCCUGAGUGUGGGAAGGGAUUCACUUGUUCAGCUAACAUGCUGACACACCAGAGAGUUCACGCUGGGGAGAAGCUUUUCCCCUGCUCUGAGUGUGGGAAGGGAUUCACACAGUUAGCCCACCUUAAGGCACACCAACUUGUUCACACUGAUGAGAGACCUUUCAAAUGUUCGGAAUGUGAGAAAAGCUUUAAAAGCAGACGUGAUCUGUUGAUACACCAACACAUUCACACUGGGGAGAGGCCGUUCCCCUGCUCUGAGUGCGGGAAGGGAUUCUCUCAGCAAUCCCACCUUAAGGCACACCAACUUGUUCAUACUGAUGAGAGACCUUUCAAAUGUGCAGACUGUGAGAAGAGCUUUAAAAGCAGACGUGAAGUGCUGAUACACCAACGCAUUCACACUGGCGAGAGGCCAUUCCCCUGCUCUGUAUGUGGGCAACGAUUUGUCCAAUCAAACAGCCUUCUGAGACACCAGCGAAUACAUGCGCGUGAGAAGUUGUUAUCUGCUCCGUCUGUUGGAAAGGAUUUACUCAGUCAUCCAACCUCCUGAGAUACCAGCGAGUUCACAAGUAACUGCAGGGCAGGCAUCUGUUGCUGUUCUUAACAGAACUGUGAUCUAGCCCCCUGGAGGAUAGGUUAUUGAUGGGAUGGAGGAUUGAUUCACCUCCCACCAGGAAGUAGAUGCAGUGGAACGGGGAAAUAUGUGGUGCUUAUGAUGUGAGGUUGUGAGGCCAGCAGAGGCUGACAUUGUAUCAAAAAGAGAGCCUUUGUGACUGUGAUUCAUCAUGUUUUAAUUCAUUCAUUCAAAGUGUGUCCCAUUGCAGGCAGAGCUGGGCCCACAAACACAUUGAGACACAGAGAGGCUCAAAACCAUAUUCAUAGACCCACACUGAUAUAUAGGCACAAAACCAGAUUCACAGACACAUAAACGCAAACAGAGACAUAGAGGCUCACAGGCACGCACUUCCCCCGGGACAAAGUGUGUCACAUUGCAGGUAGUGUUUUUCACACUGACGAACACAGACACACAAAAAGACACAGAGACAAACUCAGAGACCGAAACAAGUGCAGAUGAAGUGCGAUGCCAACAUAUAUAUGUAGACACGCACCCAUACAGACAGUCACAAACACAUCCACAUAGAGAUACACACAGACACGAUGUCUCUUGGUAUAUUGACAGGCUUGUUUAAUAAACUCAAGUUCAUUUGUAAAAUAAACUCGUUAAUUUGUAUAAAGGGUCUGUUAACCGCUGUUCAUUUGUAAAAUGGAUUGAUUCAUUUGUGGAAUUCUCAGAAACUCAUUAAAAGUAAACUUUCUGACUUGUUCAUUUCAGUCCCAUUUACACCUUCUGUUGAUCUGUGUGAAAAUCCUGUGUUCUUUUGUGAAAUAAAUUUGUGACCAUUA
Rhincodon typus (whale shark) is the source of this 4156-nucleotide messenger RNA. RefSeq names its product gastrula zinc finger protein XlCGF8.2DB-like. Gene Ontology annotation, biological process: regulation of transcription by RNA polymerase II. Gene Ontology annotation, molecular function: DNA-binding transcription factor activity; RNA polymerase II cis-regulatory region sequence-specific DNA binding. The transcript is spliced from 3 exons. The coding region runs from base 2544 to 3302 and encodes 252 amino acids. Lineage: Eukaryota; Metazoa; Chordata; Chondrichthyes; Orectolobiformes; Rhincodontidae. The record is from RefSeq and is a predicted model, not a curated record.